AGUGUCGCUGCGGGUGUCGCCGUGACCUGUUAUAGCGUGAGCGCUCCCUUCAGAGACCGACGUCCAGGGCUGUGACGUAGCCUGUGACGUCACUGACACGGGUGACCCGGCCGGGGUCAAAUGGAGGCGGAGCCUGAGCCGAGAGCCGCGCGUGGCACGUGAUUGGUGAUUGGAGAGUUUUUGGUGACGCGAGAGACUGCCACGUGGCUACGGUACGUGCAUGCACGUGCGCCACGUGCACGAAGGGUGAUUCCAAGACCGACAAGAGAGGUGUUGAUUUAUGGUCGCCUCUUUUUUGUAGACUGUGCUAGUGAAAAAGAACAGUGAAAAAAGCUGGAGGGGUGAACGCAGGCAGUUGCAGCAGCGUGCAAAGUGAUCUUAGCAGAUUUGGUGCAAAACCUGUACAACGGUGGUCAUUUGUUCAGCGCAGAACUUCUUAUCACUCGGGCUCAAGGUGUGCUCAAGACAUUUUAACGAGGAAGAUCGAACAUCGGUGGUGUCUGGCAAAAGGAACGUCGCUUAACAUCUUCGUAGCCUUAUGACAGGAUGCUGGUGAAGCUGCUGGCGGUUGCUGCACUUGCAUUGUUCCUCUGCAGUCAGCGUUCGGCCGAGUCGCCUUCGACGGCGCGGCCACCUCUCAUCACGGGUACCACUGAUCCUCUCCGAAGUUACAUCAACAGAGAACAGAACAGAACCCCAGCGGAAAACAGAAAAUCUCAGCCAGACGAGAUCGAGGGCUCGAGCGGGCGCGGAACUGCUGAGGAACUGGACAGAAGCACAGAGCUCAGACCCGAGUUAGAUGUGGAAGUCAAGCUACCCCAGAAGACGGCGGCGAGUGUCAAUCCAGUGUUCAUCAGUUCCCCAAACAAACGGGUGCCCCAUGUCAGUCACAGAGAAUCCCUUGGACACUUGCUGGACACAAUCAGCUACGAUGGCAAUGUUCCGCAACUUGGCGUCAACCACAAACCUUUCCACGUUCUUGAAUUUGCCGACGUGAACGACGGCCCCCCACCCGAUGUCGACGAUGUCCUGGAUGCGCCAGAAAGUGCGUUGGGUGCUCGGCCCCCAGAGACUGGCCUGGUCGAGCUGCUCAGACUUACCGAUCGGCGAUUUCUUCCCCUGAUGCUGAUGGGAGAUCCCGAGCCCGUCGGCAGGUAUCACUGCACCUACGACAAACCGCAGCCAAUCGUGCAAUCAUACGUGGACGCCUUCGAUGACAACGGUUGUGCGUCCUGCGAACUGGAUGAUGAAGGACGUCCGAUCAAGGAAUACUCGGAGGAUAUCACUGAGUUCCUACCGUCGGGUUUCAGACCUGAAGCCAGCGAGGAGCGCCUGCGGGAGCUCUUCCAGGCAGGUCUCCUGGACAAAGACACGUUCAGUGCCGAGGACCGACCCAGAGGUGCGCUACGCCGCUCCAGUCCGACGAGCACCAACUGCACGUGCAGUGUGGGUGACCAGGAGACGAUCUGCAGCAGUGGAGGCGCCGGACUGUUCUGUGACCAGCUGCCGUAUACCACCGUCCCAUCCGGCAUCCUGGAGGUGUCUCACACCAACAUCUCCGAGCUGGACGUGGGCAGUCUCGAGUUUGUUGCCAACGUCUCGGUGCUACGACUGGCAUGGAACGAGGUUGCACGCGUCCAGCCAGGCGUGUUCGCCAACAUGUCCCUACUGAAGAACCUCAGUCUGGCGCACAACCGGCUGGAGAUGCUGGAUGUCAAGGCGUUCUCGGGUGCCACCGCACUACAGGAGGUGGUGUUGUCAUACAACAUGUUCACAGAACUGACGCAUGCAACGCAAGCGCUCAAUGUGAAAACGACACCCAGGCUGGUGCAUCUGAACAUUGGUGGAAAUAAUUUCAGCCAGAUCGGUCCACAGGAUUUUGAAUCGUUGAGUCAGCUUCCAAUUGAAGACCUUCAGCUGCACGAAAAUAACAUUGAGCAUAUUGAUCCAACGACAUUCAUGGAACUGAAACAUCUACGUAGACUGAGAUUGCGAAAUAACUUCUUACCCAUUGAAGAGGUUGCCGCUCUUGUGAAUGAGAUGAACAACACCACUUUGGAGGUUAUCGACCUUUCCAUGAUUGGAAAGUACAGCAUCAGUGAACUCAACCCUGUCCUGAGCGCGGUAGCUGAUAGCAACAUCACUAGCCUGAUGCUCAACGACUACUGCUUUCCCAGCAUCUACGGCGUUUGGUUUCCCGGCUUUCCUGGACUCAAGGAGCUAAGUAUGCGCUCGUGCGGCAUCUCGUAUAUCUACGCCAACUCCUUCAACCAAUUCACGGCUCUUGAGUCACUCGACCUAAGGGACAACUACUUCACAUACGUCCCGGCGGCAGUGCUUCUUUCCUCUCUUGUCUCCCUGGAUCUUUCUCGACCGGAGCUGAGAAAAUACACGGGAGCGCAGAAGCCAUCUUUCUCCGUGUCCCAAUACCGCUUCCGCGAAAUGACGAGCCUUAAGUAUCUGGACCUUUCGUAUAACAACAUCACAGUCCUGGAGCGCGGAGCGUUCGUCGGUCUGGAGAACCUUACCGUGCUCCUGCUGAAGGAAACUGAACUAGAGCACAUUGCCAACUUCAGCUUCAGCAUGCUGGAAAACCUCUCUGAGCUUCACCUCACUGGCAACUACCUCGGCGCGCAGCCGUUCGAACACCUCUGGCAGGGCCUUACUUGCCUCACUGUGCUCUUUCUGGAUCACUGCCGCAUCAACACCAGUCAACUCUACUUGAGCGAAAUGCCACGCACCGAGAUCCUCAACCUCUCCGGCAACGCGCUCCGUACCCUCACUCCCAACACCUUCCACGGUCUCUCCUACCUCAACACCAUCGACCUCUCCGACAACAUCAUCGAGUCAUGGGAAGAGAGCAUUUUCCGCGACUCCCGGGCGCUGGAGCGGGUAUAUCUCCGAAGCAACGGUAUCACCUGGAUCUCGUCUGCAAUGGCUGAGGACUUCAUGCUUCUGAACCUGAGGGUGUUGAUGCUUGGACACAACCCGUACCACUGCUCCUGUCACCUUCACGACUGGCUUGAUGGACAAGAUGAUGGAGCAGACAUUGGAACUGUGAGGACAGACUGGCUGCUCUCAAAAGACAAAAACGGUGGCUACAUCACCAACGAUAUCGACGACUGCUACUGCAGCUCUCCGCUCAAGUUCAGCAACGAGACUGUGCUCGAGUUCUUUCUGCAUGCCGACCUCUUGCCGUGCGCAGAGCCCUCACGGACACGCAUCCUGCUCACCAUGCUUCCCGUCUUCGUCAGCGGUAUGGUGGUGGCACUGCUUAUUCGCCUUGUUUACAAGAAUAGGUGGUACCUGAGGUACUGGUGUUUCAAGCUCACAUCAAAGCGCUGGCUGAAGCGUCUGAGGAAAAGCAACGAGGGAUUUCUGUACGACGCCUUCGUCAGCUACUCGUCUGAGGACGCCAGCUUCGUCAGCGAGAUGAUAGAGCAGCUAGAGAAGACGCCGCCCUUCUACCGUCUCUGUGUCUACGAGAGAGACUUUGAGAUCGGCAAUGUUAUCAGCGAGUGCAUCCUGGAGAGCAUCAACACCUCUAGGAAGUCGAUCCUGGUGCUGACGGACCACUUUGCCAAAUCACACUGGUGCCGCUGGGAGAUGAACCUCGUCCAGUGUCGCCUCUUCGAGCAGACUCGCGACGACCUAAUCCUGGUCAAACUGGGGAAGAUCCGGUCCCGUCACCUGACACCCACCAUACGCUACCUCAUGAGGACGCGCAUCUAUAUCGAGUGGGGUCCGAGUGCCCAGCAACAGCUGCUCUUCUGGGAGAGAUUGCGAGCAGCGCUCAAAAAGCCCGGAGGCACACCAGAGCUGCCUAGGACUGUGUGAGGGACGUGGGAAGCGUGGGAAGGGACGGGGAGGGACGAGAGAGGAAGUUGAUAGUGUGGGGGACGUAGAAAGGGGUGAAGAGGGACUCGGGAAGGCUAGGAAUGGUGACAGGGAUUUAGAAAGUGUGAUGCCAGAGCCAGCGACGACUAUGAGGAAAGGUUGUAAAUGUGAUGUGAAAAGGGGCGUAAGGGAAUGAGGUGGGGGGUGGAGAGUGACAAAAACUGGGGAGAGAGAAAUGAGAAGAAAGUGGGCAAGAGUGAAGUGGUGGAUGUGAGAAAUGGGUAGCGAUAGCGCCUCCCAUAUGAUGAAAGGAAAGCCUAUAGCGAUGUCAUAGAUUUGGGGGAAGUUAACUCGAUGGGAUAAAUGCAGUGCAGUGAAGAAGGUCAGAAUGAAGAGCGAGUGUUGAGUGCUAGCAAAGUGAUGUGAAGUGAACAUGCAUGUUAUCAUGUUAGUUGUUGAAGCAAAGCGACGUCCGCAGAUGAGAAGAAAUAGUAGAGCGACCUUAAGUGCAGUUUAUGCCAGUUGAUGUUUAUCUUUCCUUGCACAAAUAAUUUGCAGGAAACAUCCACCAGUUGUCAGGCGAAGAUGACACUGCGGUGGGCGGCGGGUGCAUUAACUUUGUGUGAGCCUUCAUGUGCAAGUGAGGGUAUACCUGACACGUGGGAAUUAGAGAAAGGCGCAAGUGAAGGCCAUUGUGAGAGUUAACCCGCGCCCCGCUGGGGGGGGGGGCAGAAUCUGCCCCCCCUCCCGUUUUUCGCCAAUAACUUCUAAACGCGUUACGCCAGCGACGUCAAACUUUUAGUACCUUAUCAUACAUCAAUUU
Amphibalanus amphitrite is the source of this 4660-nucleotide messenger RNA. Its product is annotated as toll-like receptor 2 type-2. The coding region runs from base 547 to 3837 and encodes 1096 amino acids. The record is from RefSeq and is a predicted model, not a curated record. Gene Ontology annotation, cellular component: membrane. Gene Ontology annotation, molecular function: transmembrane signaling receptor activity; protein binding. NCBI's taxonomy places the organism in Eukaryota, Metazoa, Arthropoda, Thecostraca, Balanomorpha, Balanidae. Gene Ontology annotation, biological process: toll-like receptor signaling pathway; immune response; inflammatory response. The transcript has 7 exons.